UGAACUACAUUCUGUCAUGCUUGGUUACAUGAGCAUUUCUGGUCCAUUGAUCACGAGAUAAAACCAAUGUCAAGAGAAGAACCAGUCAUGAUGAUAAGUUGUCGUGAGUCAUGGUCACUGUCUCGGCCCCUAUAGCCUCAAGCUCAAGGACAGGCCCCACCACCCCUGCCCCUGAUGGACCCAAACCCCGGGCCACUCCACCUGCCUCUGCUCCCCCACCCCAAGCCUUCCUCCUCUCCUCUCUGCUUCAAAAAAAUAAUUACCUGCCCCCGACCCUCCCACUCCACCUCCCUCCUCUCCCUGCCUCCUUGCCUCUCCAGUCUCUGCCCCUAUAAACUAAUCUCCCUCUCUCCACUCCACGAUGCUCGGCGCCUCCAGACGUCUUGUUACUUCCGCCGGAAGUAGCCCAGGAUUACUGCUGAGAAUGGCGUCAGGAAUGGCUGGCCAGCGCUAUGACCUGGUGGUGUUUGGGGCCACCGGCUACACGGGACAGUUUGUGGUGGAGGAGGUGGCUCGGGUUGCCCAGCAGGAAAAGUCACAAGGCAAAGUGCCCCUCUCUUGGGCCAUAGCCGGCCGCUCCAAGAGUAAGCUACAAGAUGUUCUUACUACGGCCAAGGAGGAGACAGGUCUUAACCUUGAGGAUGUUGGAGUGAUCCAGGCCAAUGUAGCAGACCAAAAAUCUCUCAAUGAAAUGGCUGCCAAGUCCAAUGUUGUCAUCAACUGUGUCGGCCCGUACCAGCUGUACGGCGAGCCGGUGGUGCAGGCCUGCCUGGAGCAUGGCGCCAACCACGUGGACAUAACUGGGGAGCCACAGUUCAUGGAAGGCAUGCAGCUCAAGUACAACAAGGCGGCAGAGCAGGCCGGGGUGCACAUUAUUAGCGCCUGCGGCUAUGACUCCAUCCCGGCAGACAUGGGCAUCAGGUACAUGAUGCGCAACUUCAAGGGGCAACUGAACUAUGUCGAGAUGUUUGUCCAUGCAUCAGGAGGGGGUACAAAAGCAGCAAUACACACAGGCACCAUGGAGUCGGCUGCUCUGGUGGUUGCCAAUCAGGCCAAAAUUGCAUCUAUCCGGAGGGAGCUCUUCCCCAAGCCUCUGCCCAAGCCAAAGUACAAGGUAUCAAAAAAAAGGGUCAUCCACAAGAAUGACCAGCUAGGGUACUGGGGCGUGUCCUUCCCUAGUGAUGAGCCUGUCGUCUACCGCACACAGAGGUACCGCCAUGAUGUGCUGGGCCAGCGGCCAAUCCAAUUCCAGCAGUUCAUCAGGAUGCCAUCAGUGUUCCACAGCAUCAUGCUUCUCAUGGGCAUGGCAUAUUUUGGCCUGCUAAGCAUGUUCUCUUGGACAAGGAAUUUACUUUUUAAGUAUCCAGACAUCCUCACGGCUGGUGUGUUCAAGCGUGCUGGGGCCAAGCGCGAGCAACUCAAGAAGAUGACCUUUACCGUCACGCAAGUUGGCCAUGGCUGGUCAGAGGCACUACUUGAAGGCACAGACGAAUAUUCAAACCCUCCUGAUUCUUCUAUUAUUAUCAAGGUGAAAGGCCCUGACCCGGGCUAUGCCGCCACCUCCCUCAUGAUGGUGUCCUCCGCCAUGACCAUCCUCAGGGAGAAGGACGCCUGCACUGGGAAGGGUGGAGUGAUGACGCCGGGUGUCGCCUUCGCUAACACCGGCAUCAUUGAACGUAUGUGUGAGCGAGGCAUGAGCUUCACCGUGGAGCAGCCGCAGCAGCCGCUCUGAGUGUGCCCGCUACAGUCCACCAGGAGCCACAAAGACAGAGCUAAGGAGAGUACGAGAUGGCAGUCUGUCUACACAUGAUGGCUCCUGGGAAAUUGUUAUCCACCAUCUGCCUCCCCACCACCAGCUGCAGACAGGAUACACACACACACACAAGAAUGCCACACGAGGGCAAUCACCCAGCCUACACAUGGCAGGUGCAGGGAACAUGUUAUCCACACUCCACUUUUUUUUUAUCGCCAUUUGCCCCCAAACCAUAAAUUUAUAUAACCUGCAUUUAAACAUUUCAAUUGUAUAUGCAUUAAACACACAGCUGCUUCAGGUCAUCAAUGUUUGCUUCUUGGUUAAUGCCCUCACCCAUGAUAUAGUAUUUAGUUUGUGUUAUCUUCAUGAAAUAGUCUUUAUUGUGCUUUAUAUAUAAGCUCGAAUUGUUGAACUUUUGAGAGAGAGAGAGAGAGAUUUAUGUUGGGAUGUAUUUCUUUGUAUAAAAUUUGCAAUAAAAAAAAGUACAAAUAAAAAGCCUUAUUGGUGAUUCUAAUGCAAAUGAUUUUGAAAGAUUUCCUGCUGGUCAUUUAAAACCUUCCUCCUUAUGCUAUGGACUGCUAUUAUUGUUAUUAUUAUCAUUAUUAUUAUUUUUUAUUAUUAUUAUUGUUGUUAUUGCUAUAAUAUUUUUUCAUAGGGACAAUUCAGAUGCUGUAAAACAUAUUAUAAUAACUGACUUUGGUAAUUAAAUGUGUUAAUGGUU
This is a messenger RNA of Eriocheir sinensis (Chinese mitten crab), 2474 nucleotides long. RefSeq names its product saccharopine dehydrogenase-like oxidoreductase. Gene Ontology annotation, cellular component: lipid droplet; plasma membrane; mitochondrion. Gene Ontology annotation, biological process: glycolipid biosynthetic process. Bases 362 to 1732 code for a protein of 456 amino acids. The transcript is spliced from 11 exons. NCBI's taxonomy places the organism in Eukaryota, Metazoa, Arthropoda, Malacostraca, Decapoda, Varunidae. The record is from RefSeq and is a predicted model, not a curated record.